AUCCAACCCCAAAUUCCAACCACUUUACUAUUUCCAAUUCCCCAAUUUUCCCGAGAAACAAACAGAUCCCAGAACACUUAGAGCCAUCCCUCUCAAUUUUAUCGAUGGCACGCACCAAGCAAACCGCCCGGAAAUCGACCGGAGGCAAGGCCCCAAGGAAGCAGCUGGCCACCAAGGCUGCCCGGAAGUCUGCUCCGGCGACCGGAGGAGUGAAGAAGCCUCAUCGCUUCAGGCCGGGAACUGUGGCUCUGAGAGAGAUCAGGAAGUACCAGAAGAGCACCGAGCUCCUUAUCCGCAAGCUGCCAUUCCAAAGGUUGGUGAGGGAGAUCGCCCAGGACUUCAAGACCGAUCUGAGGUUCCAGAGCAGCGCCGUGGCGGCGCUCCAGGAGGCGGCGGAAGCGUACUUGGUGGGACUGUUCGAGGACACCAACCUCUGCGCGAUACAUGCCAAGAGAGUUACCAUUAUGCCCAAGGACAUCCAGCUCGCUCGGAGGAUUAGGGGCGAGAGGGCUUGAUGAUAUUUGGAGAGCAAUUUCGGGGAUUCAUAGCCUUUGGCUUUUAAACGACGUGUAGUUAGUUGUAGAUGGAUCUUUUGCUCUGGAAUUUCCAGAACUUAGAGAUUUGGUUCGUGUUUAGACGACAAGUCGUUUGCUUCGAUAACUUUUGUGGUAUAAUAUGUUUGAAAUCUAAUGGCUAAUUGGAUUUGUUUUAAUUAUAUGAUUUCUUCCUCC
Molecule: messenger RNA, 731 nt
Organism: Pyrus x bretschneideri (Chinese white pear)
Lineage: Eukaryota; Viridiplantae; Streptophyta; Magnoliopsida; Rosales; Rosaceae
Product: histone H3.2
Exons: 1
Coding region: 105-515 (136 amino acids)
Cellular component (GO): nucleosome
Molecular function (GO): protein heterodimerization activity; structural constituent of chromatin; DNA binding
Source: RefSeq, a predicted model, not a curated record